UGAUGGGCCUGUGUUGGGCCUUUAAUUGGGCACGAAAAAUAAACAUUUUUUUUUCCCUCCCUCUCUCUUCUCUCUCUAUUUCUUAGCUCUUCUCUCUCUCUCUCUCUCUCUCUCUCUCUCUCUCUCCCGCCCCUACACUCCGAAAAAAUGGCAAUCUCUUCUCUGAGACUACCGCUAUAUCCUUGGCUUGCGAAAUCUUCAAGCCGUGGCUUCAGAAUUGUAAACCCGAUACUACCCUUGAGAUUACAGCCAAUUUACUGCUUGUCUUCUGUAUCUCCGCCAUCCAGUACGAGUACACAACAACAUACUGUAACAGUAACCCAAUCCCAGAAAUGGGAAACUUUCCGGAAGAAGAAAGUCGUUAUGCGGGUCGGGUAUGUCGGAACCGAUUACAGAGGCCUGCAAAUGCAACGAGACGAACAUUCAUUGUCCACUAUCGAGAAAGAAUUGGAAACAGCCAUUUAUAAAGUUGGUGGCAUUCGGGAAAGUAAUUUUGGGGACCUUAACAAAAUUGCUUGGGCCAGAAGUAGCCGAACUGAUAAAGGAGUUCACUCGUUGGCGACGAUGAUUUCACUGAAAAUGGAAAUCCCUGACAAAGCGUGGGUGGGAGAUCCUUAUGGCAUUGUUCUUGCAAAUGAUAUUAACUCUUAUCUUCCUGACAAUAUAAAGGUUUUUAGCAUUUUGCCUUCUCAAAGGAGCUUUGAUCCCAGAAAGGAGUGCACUCUUCGGAAAUAUUCUUACCUCCUUCCUGCAGACGUUAUUGGAAUCAAAAGUCACUUUAGCAGCGAUGAAAUUGAUCAUCACAUUUCAGACUUCAACAGUAUACUGAGUGCUUUUGAGGGUGAACAUCCUUUUCAUAAUUAUACAAUACGAGCAAAGUACCGGAAACAAUUUCCUUCAAAACAAUCACGUAGAAAUGGCCAUGCUAGUAGAAAAGUGGGAUCUGAUACUGAAGCAUCAACCUCUGAGUCUGAAGAAAGUGAUGGUGAAGAAAAUUCUGUAAUUAAUGGAGCAACUCCAUUGAGUGCUGAAUCACUAAACCAGAAUUCUUUUGUCUCCAUCAUAUGUGAUGAAAACUUACCUGCUGUGUCCAAGAAGAAUGAAGAUAACAUGAAGGAUCAAGGUUCCAGUUUAGUUCUUGCUAGAUGGCUACAUGAACCUGAUGAGUCAGAUAGAAUAGGUGCUUCUCAUUUUAGAAAGAUUUUUCGUUGUUCUAGUGGAAAGCUAGAGAAAUCUCUUGGAUAUGAUUAUGUUGAGCUUUCCAUAUGGGGGGAGUCUUUCAUGUUACAUCAGAUCCGCAAAAUGAUUGGCACUGCUGUGGCAGUAAAACGUACUUUACUCCCAAGAGAUAUUCUAACUCUGUCACUGGUCAAGUUCUCACGUAUUGUCCUACCACUUGCUCCUUCUGAAGUUCUGAUCUUAAGGGGAAAUAGCUUUUCGGUGAGAACAAGACCUGGAAAUGUAACAAGACCUGAAAUGCUGACAAUGGUUGAAUCAGAAGAAAUCCUCAAGGCAGUUGAUGAGUUCUACACGUCUAUAAUGUUGCCUCAAGUAUCAAAAUUCCUGGACCCAUCAAGAUCUCCUUGGAAGGAAUGGGUUGAGAAAUUGGAUCAGCUCACAAGCAUUCCAGAGGUGCAGCUGGAUGAAGUCAGGAUGGCUUGGAGGAUAUGGAAGGAAAAGUAUGAGGCUCGAACAAGUAUUGCAUCAGUUAUAAAUGAAUGAGACGAAGGUAAAUUCUAUUGCAUUGUGUGAGACGCUCUUCAUUGGGAUUUGAUGCAACAAAUCCACCUCCAUUUCCUUCUUUUCUAUGACCUGAACUACUUCAUAUGUUUGCUUGAUUGGAGAAUCCGGAAUACAGAAAGACUUUGAGAUAAAAAGAAUUGAUAAAGCUGUCAUUUCUGAACAGCUGUGAAGAAGCUAACAAAUUGAGGAUAAAGCUAGGCGUACAACGUCAAUUUGAGUGGAAGAAAAAUUUAUCAACAGUUUCAGUCUGUGGUUUGUCAACAAGCAGGAGCUAGCACUCAUUAAAUACUUUCUCCAUUCCUAUUAGAGUUUUAAUCAUCAUUUUUCACUGCCAGUGCCAAAUAUACUCUUAAGAAAAGCAAGUUAGUCAUUUCCUUUUUAAGCGUUACGAGAGAGCCGAAUCUAAAUUCUAAAGGCUCAGGAUUUAUAAAAUUCAAAUCCAGUUUUUAAUCUCUUGUGAAUAAAAGAGCACAUCUUCCUUCUUUGC
Molecule: messenger RNA, 2230 nt
Organism: Ziziphus jujuba (common jujube)
Lineage: Eukaryota; Viridiplantae; Streptophyta; Magnoliopsida; Rosales; Rhamnaceae
Product: putative tRNA pseudouridine synthase
Exons: 8
Coding region: 148-1722 (524 amino acids)
Biological process (GO): mRNA pseudouridine synthesis; tRNA pseudouridine synthesis
Cellular component (GO): nucleus
Molecular function (GO): pseudouridine synthase activity; RNA binding
Source: RefSeq, a predicted model, not a curated record